AUGGAGGGAGCUCUCGUUGGAUCGUCCCCUAGGGUUAGGGUUUCCACUCCGAGCGCCUCCUCCUUCGCGGGUUGCAAGGGAAACCUCCGCUUCAGUAGGGACCGUGCGGGGUUUGUUGUGGGUGGUGGAUCGCGGCGAUCGACUCCUCUCCGUUGCGAGAGAGCUGAGAAGGACUGCAGUAAUGAACGCAUUGUUUUAUCAUACAAAAAUGACGACAUUGCAAACUCUGUCGAAGUUAAACAAUGGGAAAGUGGAAAAUCACUCAAUGAGAUAGCUGCAAAUCAGGGAAUUAGAAUUAGAAGAAGCUACCGAACGAAUAACUCCGAGAGCUUGGAGGGUGAGCAUGGCAGUCCUCGUAACAUUCUGGAAAAAAUCAUAUGGGACAAAGAAGUGGAGGUUUUACAGUUGAAAGAGAGAAAACCUCUGACCGUGUUGAACCAACUUAUAAAGGAAGCUCCUCUGGUUAGAGAUUUUGUUGGGGCUUUGAAGGCAUCUUAUGAGCGAACUGGACUCCCUGCUUUAAUAGCAGAGGUGAAGAAGGCUUCACCGAGCAAAGGUGUUCUAAGGGAGAAUUUUGAUCCUGUUCAAAUAGCUCAAGCUUAUGAGAAAUAUGGUGCAGCAUGCUUAAGCAUCUUGACUGACGAAAAGUAUUUUCAGGGAAGCUUUGAAAAUUUAGAGGCUGUCCGCAAAGCUGGAAUCAAGUGCCCUCUUCUUUGCAAAGAGUUCAUCAUUGAUUCUUUGCAAAUAUAUUAUGCUCGUUCGAAGGGGGCGGAUGCAAUUCUUCUCAUUGCCGGGGUGUUGCCAGAUAUUGACAUCAAAUACAUGACCAUGAUUUGCAGAGAACUUGGCUUAGCAGCCCUUGUUGAGGUGCACAACGAGAGGGAAAUGGAUCGUGUUCUGGGUAUAAAUGGGAUUCAACUCAUCGGUAUCAAUAAUCGUGGCUUAGAGACAUUUGAAGUAGGCAUCUCCAAUACUAAGAAGCUUCUGGAGGGAGAGCGUGGUGAAAUCAUCCGCCAACGAGGCAUCAUUGUCGUGGGAGAAUCUGGGUUAUUCACCCCCGAAGACAUUUCAUAUGUACAAGAUGCCGGAGUUAGAGCGGUUUUGGUUGGGGAGUCCCUCGUCAAGCAGUGCGAUCCUGGGCGGGCGAUAUCAGGACUUUUCGUUGUACAGAACAGCAAUACCUAGAUGGUGAGCACAGGGACAGACCAGCUGCAGGCAAUAAUUUCUUCCAUGCUUACCUGACUCUCUCGUGUCAGUACA
Messenger RNA from Ananas comosus (pineapple), 1260 nucleotides. RefSeq names its product indole-3-glycerol phosphate synthase, chloroplastic-like. Gene Ontology annotation, biological process: L-tryptophan biosynthetic process. The record is from RefSeq and is a predicted model, not a curated record. Gene Ontology annotation, molecular function: indole-3-glycerol-phosphate synthase activity; phosphoribosylanthranilate isomerase activity. The transcript is spliced from 11 exons. Lineage: Eukaryota; Viridiplantae; Streptophyta; Magnoliopsida; Poales; Bromeliaceae. The coding region runs from base 1 to 1185 and encodes 394 amino acids.